AUGGAUGAUUGUUACCAUAGUUACUCGACAGCACCAGAUUUCCCGGCGACAUCGGAACAAUUGCAAUAUUCACCAACAAACCAAACACAAUGGAUGGGGACAGAAUUCGAGCAUGUCCAAAUUAACACUCAGAAUGACUACUUAAGUUACGACCAAAAUUGCCCAAGGCAGACCUGGGAUCGUCAAGUGCACCCUUCCCCGAUUGCUCUCCAAACUACUCAUUUAGAACGAACGCAUUACGAAUGUCCAUUUUUCGAUGACAGUGGGGUCGAGGUUGGAUACCGUAAAUCCAACGAGACAGAAUUGAACAUUCGUCACCUUGAUUCAAAUGGCUUUGAAGAUCAGUAUUUUUGCGAAACAAGGCAUGGUUCAAGCAGUCGUAAUGUAGGUGAAAAUAGUAUCCAUCCGAAACAAGAGAAUGCUGUCAGUUUGGGUAGAUGGGAAAAUGAGACACCGGGUCCUUGUAGUGUUUUAUGCUCGCGAACGGAAAUACAAACUGAAAAUUUUCAAGAACCUUACUAUUCUCCAGAAAUAUCAAAUAAUCCGAAUGAUAUGUUACAGACGCACAUUUCUGAGGCACCAACCGUCGACGAAGACGAAGGGGAAACACAGAACAAUGACUCGGUGAAAAACAUUGAGGUAGACGUUGACUACAUGCUAAGUAAUGGUGUAACAGUGGCUGGAUUCAAACCAAGACCAAUUAUCAGAAAGAAGAAAAAACGAGCCGUGAUACAGAAUGAAAAAGACAUGAACUAUUGGAAUCGACGAAGUAAAAAUAACGACUCGGCUCGGCGUUCGAGAGAAACUAAAAAAGAAAAAGAAAGAUUAUUUUAUAAACAGGCGUUACAAUACGAAUACGAAAACUACUUCCUUAAAGAACGAAUUCUUCAACUCGAAACUCAACUCGGAAUAAUUUCGACUCAGAAUGUUCGGGACAAUCAACAAAAUAUUUCACAAUUUUGA
This is a messenger RNA of Lottia gigantea (owl limpet), 963 nucleotides long. RefSeq lists its product as hypothetical. Gene Ontology annotation, biological process: regulation of DNA-templated transcription. Gene Ontology annotation, molecular function: DNA-binding transcription factor activity. NCBI's taxonomy places the organism in Eukaryota, Metazoa, Mollusca, Gastropoda, Lottiidae. Bases 1 to 963 code for a protein of 320 amino acids. The record is from RefSeq and is a predicted model, not a curated record. The transcript has a single exon.